Messenger RNA from Ectocarpus siliculosus, 4017 nucleotides. The record is from the annotation of a GenBank genome assembly. Lineage: Eukaryota; Phaeophyceae; Ectocarpales; Ectocarpaceae.
AUGUUUCUGACCAGUACACGACACCUCCAGCAGCCCUCUUUCCUUCUCCUCACAGGGGCCACCGACAUCAUGCAGGGGAUGGAGACCUUGGCGCAAACGGCCGGCGUACGCGACGGUAUCGGCGGCGAGAUGCAACGUGCCCCCGCCAGUGGAGGCCAAGCGGGCCUUGCAGCAGCAGCAGUGGUCGAGCCCACCACGGUAGAGCGGCUUGACCAUGUUGGCAAGCUUCUCGCCGAAAAGAAACCUUGGCCCGCCUUUCUCCACAUCGGAGCUCGAGCAACGGAAGAGUGGGAGGCUUGCCCCACCCCCGUACAGGAGGCUCUUGCAUGGAUGACGACCUCAGCAGUUGGGGUGCUCGGCGUUGCGAGCGUCGGGCCCUUAGUGCCUGUGUGCGAGGCCUUCAAGGCGUUGAUCGAGGCCGCCGAGGGUGCAGCCGAAUGCCAAGACAAACUACAGAGCUUGGUGUCCCAGUGCGCGUUCCUCGCCACCGUCUUGAUCCAGCACGGUCGAGCGGUGGGUCCCCUCGCCCAGGUGCAGAAGCCCAUCCAAGACUUCGUCGUCACGACCAACGAGCUAGCAGGGUUCGCGGCUAGGUGGGCCAAGGGCGGCAAGUGUAGAGCGUUUUGUUGCCAUCGUCCCGACCUGAGCGCCCUCGCCGGCUUCGAGGAGUGCCUCCGCAGGAUAGGGAGCGACAUCGCCUUGGUGGACGGGCUGGAGCACCACCAGUCGUUCUUGGCGGCGCUUCCCUCUUUGCUCCCCCCAAGCUUGCCGGACAUGGCCGCAGUUCCCACAGGAGCCCUUGAGUUGCCCAGCAGCAGCUACGUGGAGCGAGCUGCGGUACAAGAAGUUGCCGACGGCCUCACCACCCCGGAGGAGUCCCGUGCCCCCUACACCGUCGUCGGUAUGGGUGGAGGGGGGAAGAGUGUGCUGGCCUCUGCUGCCGUUCGCAAGCCGAGCGUGAGGGAGCACUUCCGCGGCGGUAUUUUCUGGGUGAGAGUGGGCAGGGGCGCGAAGAGCAGCCUCCUGGCUCUCCUCCAGGGCCUCGCCUGGGACGUGGGCGCGGCGCCGACGGAUGCUCCGCACGGGGUGCCUCAUGUCCUCGACCGCCUCGAGCAGGUGCAGCAGCAUCUGGCUGCAGUUGCAUCCACCGGCACCUCCCCACGCCUGGUGGUCCUGGACGAUGUGUGGGAACGCGAGGUCGUGGAUGCGUUUGUUCCUCUGGGAUUCAAGGUGCUGCUGACCACGCGUGAUCGAUCGGUCGUUGGUUUGCCGGCCGGACGCUUGGAGCUGGGAGACAUGACGGAGGAAGAGGCGCUGGAGCUGCUGCGGAAGACGAGCGGGACUGUGGGUCAGCCUGGUGACGAUGUCCGGACGAAGAUGACCAAGGUCGUUGCGCUCUGUGGACACCUACCGUUGGUGCUCGCUAUCGCGGGUUCCAUGUCCGUCGUGAGAGGGAAGGGCUUGACCGCCGUCGCCUGGGAAGAGCUGGCUAAAGAGUUGGAGAACGUGGCCAAGAAAAUGCGAGCUCGGGGCGAGCAGUCAUCGUCUAUGAAAGUGGUCCUUGAGACCAGUUUCGACUCGUUGGCAGUGCGGAAGCAAGAAGAGUUCCUGAAGAUGGCUGUGUUGGCCGCGGGUGCUCUUGCACCGAUCGAGAUGCUGCGCAAUCUGUGGGAGGUAGAGGACGCUGAGGGUACGCGAGACGACGCUGAGGGUCUAGUGAGCAAAUGCCUUCUACACGCUGUGGGAGGUGGUGGGUACCGUGUGCACGACCUGGUCCUGGAGUUUGCGAAGACUAGCAUCAGGGCAGAGGAGGAGACGGUGAAAAAGGCCACAGCGCUGCAGGCGCAGUACCUCGGCAGAUUGGACGUGCUCGAGGGUUACGGAGACCCGGAACACGGCGCUGGAGGCCAAGGCCUUUUCUUUUUGGAUGCCCUCUGGCGCUCGGUGGAGAAGCUCUCGGGUGACCCUGAGCUGGAGGUUGCAUCGUAUCACAACAGCCUCGGGGAGUUGGAGUCCUGUGAGGCGACAAAAGCCGUGGCGCGAUCCUACUGGUCUGUAGGUUUCUUGUUCAACAUCCAGGGCAAGUACGCGGAGGCCGAACCACUCUAUGAGAGGUCACUGGCCAUACAGGAGAAGGUCUUGGGUCCGGAGCAUCCUGAUGUGGCUACGUCGCUCGACAACCGGGCAUCGUUGUUGGAGAGACAGGGCAAGUACGACGAAGCCGACCCUCUCUAUCUGCGAGCUAUUGAGAUUGGGGAGAAGACGCUAGGCCCUGACCACCCAGCUCUUGCCACAACACUCAACAACAGGGCGGGGUUGUUGGAGAGUCAGGGCAAAUACUCGGAAGCUGAGUCACUCUAUGAGCGGUGUCAGGCGAUAAACGAGAAGGCUCUAGGCCCUGAGCACCCAAGUCUGGCCACAACGUUCAACAACCGGGGUAAGUAUGCCGAGGCCGAGCCUCUGUACAGGCGGGCGACCGAGAUUUUGGAGACAGCGUUAGGUCCUGAGCAUCCUAAUGUGGCCGUAUCGCUCAACAACCGGGCGGAGUUGUUGAGAGCGCAGGGCAAGUACGAAGACGCUGACCCCCUCUAUGUCCGAGUCCUGGAGAUCCUAGGUGCCACAGUUGGCGAACAGCAUCCUAACUAUGCUUCAGCGCUCAACAACAGGGGCAAAUACUCGGAGGCUGAGCCACUCUAUGAGCGGUGUCAGGCGAUAGAGGAGAAGGUUCUAGGCCCUGAGCACCCAAGUCUAGCCACAACGCUCAACAACCGGGGCAAGUACGACGAAGCAGGGCCGUUGUAUGAACGUUCCCUUGCGAUCCGCCAGAAUGUCUACGGGCCUGAUCAUCCUGCGGUGGCAACAGCGCUCAACAACCGGGGUAAGUUCGCCGAGGCCGAGCCUCUGUACAGGCGGGCGACCGAGAUUUGGGAGACAGCGUUAGGUCCUGAGCACCCGAACGUGGCCACAGCGCUCAACAACCGGGCGGGGUUGUUGCAGAGGCAGGGCAAGUACGACAAAGCCGACCCUCUCUAUCUGCGAGCUAUUGAGAUUGGGGAGAAGACGCUCGGCCCUGACCACCCAGCUCUUGCCACGAGACUCAACAACAGGGGGACGUUGUUGAGAAUGCAGGGGAAGUAUGAGGAAGCCGAGCCGCUGUACGAGCGGUCACAGGCCAUACGGGAGAAGAUGCUGGGUCCAGAGCACCCUAAUGUGGCCGCAUCGCUCAACAACCGGGCUUUGUUUUUGUACGACCAGAGGAAGUAUGUGGAAGCCGAGCCACUAUUCAAACGCUCGUUGGCUAUCGACGAGAACGUGUACGGUCCUGAUCACCCGAAGGUCGCUACAGACCUCAGCAGCUGGACGGAGGGGAAGUAUGCUGAGGCGGACCCUCUGUACCUUCGAGCUAUUGAGAUCGGCAAAAAUAAGCUGGGCCCUGACCACCCAGACCUGGCGACCUGGCUACUCAACCGAGCGUCGUUGUUGGUGGCACAGGGGAAGUAUGAGGAAGCCGAGCCGCUGUAUGGGCGGUCACAGGCCAUUCGAGAGAAGAUGCUUGGUCCAGAGCACCCUGAUUUGGCCGCAUCGCUCAACAAUCGGGCGGAGUUGUUGAGAGUGCAGGGGAAUUACGAGGAGGCCGAGCCGCUGUAUGAGCGGUCACAGGCCAUUCGAGAGAAGAUGCUGGGUCCAGAGCACCCUGAUUUGGCCGCAUCGCUCAACAACCGGGCGGAGUUGUUGAGAGUGCAGGGGAAGUAUGAGGAGGCCGAGCCGCUGUAUGAGCGGUCACAGGCCAUUCGAGAGAAGAUGCUGGGUCCAGAGCACCCUGAUUUGGCCGCAUCGCUCAACAACCGGGCGGAGUUGUUGAGAGUGCAGGAGAAGCACACGGAGGCACUUCCACUAUUGGAGAGGGCCCUCAGAAUCCGUACCAAGAAGCUUGGUGUGAGGACGAGAUGGAAGAAGCUGGCUGCAUUAGCAGUCAUUGCCGACGCGAUGAAGAAGACAGGGGACAAUCUCGCAUGA